AAAUAUGAAAAGAAGGAGUCUCAAAGACGUAGGCUUAACUAAAGACGAUCAGAAGGGACUAAUCCCUCUAUCCAUCACCAAAAAGGCUAUUUCUCCAAAGAAGCGUGAACCUAGGAUCCGUGGGAAAGCAAUAGAGCUCCUUUCCGACCCCAAAAUCCCCUCACAGAAGAAAAGGACUAGAACGAAGCUGACUAAGUCUAGGAAUGCCAAUCUGAAGGAAUCCCGAACUGAAGGGGAUAAGACCAGAAAGAAGAAGAUAGAAGUUGAAGAAACCAACGAAAGCAAGUUCCAAGCCCAUAAAGAGAAAGAUAAGAGUAAUCCUACUAGGUUACACAGUGGCUUGGAGGAAACUAAGAAGGACAAACAGCUUGUUGACAAUGAAUCUCCGAGAAGGAAUAUUAUUGAAGUCAAGAUGGACUUUGAAUUCCUCAAGAAUCAACAGUCGAAAAGGACAAUAUUUACGAAGAACAGAGGCUCAGCAAGAAGCUUCGAUAUGAACACUGCAGUGGAUAAUUUGAAGGAGUUGUUUAACACAGAAGACGAGAUCCAACGGUCUACGACUCAGUUAUAAAAAUACAGUUAAAAGCUCAAGGACAGAAAGUUACUAUUAAAACAGGCCAGCCUGCUCCACAACUUGUUAAUAAAGAUCCAUCUUUAGAUGAAAAUGAGAGCAAUUCUCCAUUGCUUAAAAAGCCAAAACAAGAAGCAACAUUUCUCCAAGAGGAGCAGAAAUCUCAAAAGUCAGCAGAAAACGUUGAGCAAAAUAAGGCUGAUCAUGCCAGCCAUGACAUGCAGCAGGAUUACUUAGAAGAAGAGAUAAAUCCUGAAUUUAUGAUAAUCAAUCAAAUUUAUGAAAAAGCUCAUCAGAAACAGAAGUUGCCUUAUAAGAAAAUAGCUAACAGGCAAAAGACUAAAUAUUUCAGACUAAUUCCCAAAAAUCCAAUGAUGAGGAGUGAAGCUCAGAAGGUCGAUCCAGGCAUCAUAAUCUCUCCUGAAGAGAAACGAUACAAGAACAAAAUUGAGAAGACUUAUCAAAGAAGGCUUAUUGAUAAAAGAGAAAAGACAAUCAAAAUGCUCAAUGAAAAAGUCAGAGGCAGUAUUGAAAGUCCAAAUAACUACAGCUAUGCUAAGCAGAAUGAGAACCCUAUCUUCAGAAACCUUGGUAUCGGCAUUCGAGACUGUAAGAAUAACAGUGUCCUCAUGAGUCCAAAAGAUAGGGAGGAAAUUGAUAUAAGGCUUAAUAAAAGUGGUGCAAAUUUAGAGACUAAACCUCAAUCUGAAAUAUUCAGAUGCAGAGGAAUUUCUUAUGACUCUGGAGUACCUCUUUCCACUAAAUAUCCAAGUAUUAACUACAAUAGGUUUGGGUAUUUGUAUAAUUUCUCAAAAGAAAAAUCUCUAGAACCUGCUGUGAAUCAAGACAAAAAGAGGAAGAAUCUGACAGAGAAAGUUUCACUAGAUAAUUUUUAUGAAGAGCCUGAUGUGCCUACAAUUCAACAGAUAAUAAAUAAUCCAUGAAUAUUUAACAUAAGAGAUAAGUUGAUGACCGGAAAGCUCUCUGAGAGUAAAAAGCCUCUUCUCACAGCUAGCCAAGAGGAGACAAAGGAAUACCUCAGGGUGAAUUAUGAGGAUGGGCAUAGGAAGAACCAUUCUCUCAGAGGAGAUUCUAAUCAGAAAGGAAUCAAGAAUAUUCUAAUGGAUAGAAACAUUAAAUUACCUGAGAAAAUGCCAGAGAGAUUAAAGGAUAAAUAUCUCCACAAAUUGGUCGGAGAUAAAGACUUUUUCCCCCAACUUGUUCAUAAAAAUGACAAUGAUGAGAGCAGCCAAGAUAACUUUGCAGAUAUCUUCCAAAACAAAGAUAAAUCUAACCGAAGGGGUAAAAAUAUCAAUAGGAAGCUAAACUAUUCUGCUGCUUUUAAGGUAUAUACAAAGAAGCCUGAAAUUAAUCCAAACAUGAAGUUUUUAUAAGGAAUUACAAGGCAGCUCCAAAGACGGCCAUAACC
Molecule: messenger RNA, 2000 nt
Organism: Moneuplotes crassus
Lineage: Eukaryota; Ciliophora; Spirotrichea; Euplotida; Euplotidae
Source: the annotation of a GenBank genome assembly